Messenger RNA from Asparagus officinalis (garden asparagus), 2168 nucleotides. Its product is annotated as putative BPI/LBP family protein At1g04970. Gene Ontology annotation, molecular function: lipid binding. The transcript has 6 exons. Bases 499 to 2010 code for a protein of 503 amino acids. The record is from RefSeq and is a predicted model, not a curated record. Lineage: Eukaryota; Viridiplantae; Streptophyta; Magnoliopsida; Asparagales; Asparagaceae.
ACAUUUUCACAAUCAAAGGUACAAACAGUUUCAUUGAUGAAAGGAUGAAGCAACUCCAAGUGAGUACUCGACAAUAAUGGCAACAGAGCACGAAACCAUACGAAAACUUUCCUCUGUCCCGUUGUUGCCUUCCCUUCCCUUGAAGAAACAUACCCUCUUUCUCUGCCUCUUCUCAAAAGUCCUUCCCUUUCUCAAUUUCCUUUUGGUUUUCCUGUCUAAAACCGAUUGCCCAUCCAAAUAAGGGUUUUUGCUCAAUCUGGGUUUCAUUCAAAAUCGACUUUUUCGCGUCCGCAGCCCUUUCAUGAGCUCUUAAUUUCAUCUGGGUCUUCUAAAACCCACUUCCCACAUGGGUUUUCUUUCAAAAUUGAAUGUUUCUAGCCCAAGUGGGGCUUGUUUUCCAUCUGGGUUUCUUCUCGUCAAAAGGAAUUUAAGCAGAAUCUGAUUAGUUUCUUCCUAAUUUUCCCGUCAAUUUUUUGAAUUAUAAACUCUUCCUAAGCCAUGAAAGCCUUUUUCUUCUUAAUUUUCCUGUCAAUUUUCUCUUGUCCCGUUGCUGCCCAAUCCCAAUCCGCUGAUUCUGGGUCCAUCUCUGCUAUAAUCUCUGAAAAGGGUCUCAAUUUCGUGAAGGACUUGCUAAUAGAACAGGAGCUUAGAGCUCUUGUUCCUCUUAAACUCAAGGACGUUGAGAAAUCAAUAAGGAUUCCACUCAUUGGGAGCGUUUACGUUUCCCUUGCCAAUAUUACUGUAUUAGAAGUUAGUGUCUCGUCGUCGACGGUUCAUCCUGGGGAUACAGGCGUUGUGAUUGUUGCUUCAGGUGCUACUGCUAAUUUGAGCAUGGAUUGGAGAUACUCAUAUAGAACUUGGCUUACCCCUGUUGAGAUUUCUGAUAAAGGCAGUGCUUUGGUUCAGGUUGAAGGCAUGCAAGUUGGUCUCACCAUAAGUAUGAAGACACGGAAUGGAACUUUACAACUGACAGUUUUGGAGUGUGGUUGUUCUAUGAAAGAUUUAUCAAUAACCUUGGAAGGAGGAGCAUCUUGGUUUUAUCAAGGGUUCGUAAUUGCUUUCGAGGAUCAGAUCAGAUCUGCCAUGGAAAGUGCUAUUACUAAAAAGAUUACUGAAGGGACCUCAAAGCUUGACUUGUUCUUGCGAAGUCUUCCAAAGGAAAUCAAUGUGGACAACAAUGUUGCAUUAAAUGUGACUUUUAUGAAUGACCCUAUUCUUGGGGACUCAUCUGUCGAAUUUGAUAUCAAUGGAUUAUUCAUUCCAUCAGAUAAAGUUGCACUUCCGAGGAAUUCAUAUGAAAGUUCACAGACUUCAAUUUCUUGUUUGGGGGCACCGAGGAUGCUUGGAAUUUCACUAGAUGAAACUGUGUUUACUUCAGCUGCAGCAGUGUAUUUCCAGGCAGGAUCAAUGCAUUGGCUUGUUGACAAGGUACCAGAUCAGUCUCUACUGAAUACUGCUAGCUGGAAAUUCAUUAUCCCUCAAUUGUACUGGAAGUACCCAAAUGAUGAUAUGGAACUAAACAUUACAUUAAUCUCUCCUCCUGUGAUGAGGAUUAAGCCUGAAGGAAUUGGAGCUACCAUAACUGCAGAGAUGACAGCAAAUGUCUUGCAUAAGAGUGAAAGCAUUCCUGUUGCUUGCAUAAUGGUGGUAGUUUCAGUUUCUGGUGUAGUGGAGAUUUCAGGGAAUAAUUUAGCUGGUAAAGCUGAAUUAAAUGACUUCACCUUGAGUUUGAAGUGGAGUAAAGUCGGCAAUUUUCACAUGUAUUUGAUUCAGGGGGUAAUGAAGGUAUUUCUCAACACUGUAUUUAUACCGCUUGUAAAUUCUCACCUCAAGCAAGGAUUUCCUCUUCCAAUCAUUCACGGAUUCACUCUUCAAGAUGCAGAAAUACUUACUUCCAGCUCGAAGAUAGUCGUAUGUUCUGAUGUAGUGUUUACAAAUUCCAAUUCUUUGAUGCGUUUCCUGUUGCAAAACUAUUCUUCAAUGCUGCGCUUGAGAAAUCAAUGGAAGUAAGGAUGCUGUUUGCAAACGUAAUAUUUGUAAUGAUGUAUUGCCUAGAUUACAGUUGAGAAAUACUCUUCUUUCAGGAUACAUACGCUCUGUAUAGCAAUAAAUUUGUGCACAUAUAUGUAUAUUUGGACUUUAGAGUCAUGCACUGAGUUUUAAGUUUU